AUGACGGGAAAGUUUAUGUGGUUUGAAGGGAUACCCUUCCCAAGUGUGGAUUACUCACCUGAACUCCUGAGAGAGGUGCAGGAGAGUUUCCUUGUUAAAGAUGAAGAUGUCUUACUGCUGACUUUCCCCAAAUCAGGAACAAACUGGUUGAUUGAAACUGUCUGCUUGAUUUACUCCAAGGGGGAUCCCAAGUGGGUCCAAUCUGAGCCCAUUUGGGACCGCUCCCCCUGGGUAGAGACUAAGCCUGGGUAUGAAUUACUAAAGGAGAAGGAAGGCCCACGUCUCAUCAGUUCUCACCUGCCCAUCCAACUCUUCCCCAAGUCUUUCUUCAAAUCCAAGGCCAAGAUGAUCUACCUCGUCCGAAAUCCCAGAGAUGUUUUUGUGUCUGGUUAUUUUUUCUGGAGGAGCGCAAAAUUUGUUAAGAGACCACAGUCACUGGAACAAUACUUUGAAUGGUUCAUCCAAGGAAACAUGCCAUUUGGAUCAUGGUUCGACCACACUCGGGGCUGGAUGUCCAUGAGAGACAAGGAGAACUUCCUGGUACUGAGCUAUGAAGAGAUGAAAUGGGACACGAGGAACACUGUAGAGAAGAUCUGCCAAUUCCUGGGCAAGAAACUAGAACCAGAAGAACUGAACUCAGUCCUCAAAAACAGUUCUUUCCAAGUCAUGAAAGAAAACAAUAUGUCCAAUUUUUCCCUCCUGAAGGGUCAGUAUUUAGAGGAAAAUGGACUUCUUUUGAGGAAAGGGACGACUGGGGACUGGAAAAACUACUUCACGGUGGCCCAAGCUGAAACCUUUGAUAAACUAUUCCAGGAGAAGAUGGCAGACCUUCCUCAAGAGCUGUUCCCGUGGGAAUAA
Molecule: messenger RNA, 858 nt
Organism: Budorcas taxicolor (takin)
Lineage: Eukaryota; Metazoa; Chordata; Mammalia; Artiodactyla; Bovidae
Product: sulfotransferase 2A1-like
Exons: 6
Coding region: 1-858 (285 amino acids)
Biological process (GO): sulfation
Cellular component (GO): cytoplasm
Molecular function (GO): sulfotransferase activity
Source: RefSeq, a predicted model, not a curated record